AAACAAUUUAUAGCCUGUGAUAAAAAAGUCAACAUCUUUUUCACACCCACCGUAAAUUCAUGGAGCCAUUACAUCCAACACCCACUAGACCCGUCAUACCAGGCCGUGCUAUCACUCCCAUAUCACGCCAGGAUACUCCUAUUGAUAUUGACGGCCUUAGUUGGCCCAGUAUUGGUACCAAAAGCCGCCGAGAUGAGACAGAGGAACAGCGUCAUAUUAGGGAAGAAAAGAUUGCUGAAGCUGUCAAGACCAUAUUGUCUUGCCUUGGAGAGGAUCCUGAACGUGAGGGCCUUUUAAAGACGCCCGAUCGCUAUGCAUCUGCCUUGAUGUUCUUUACAAAGGGAUACGAACAGAGCAUCAAAGAUGUUUUGAACGAAGCCGUUUUUGAAGAAGAUCAUGAGGAAAUGGUGAUUGUUAAAAAUGUCGACAUUUUUUCCCUAUGUGAGCACCAUAUGGUCCCCUUCACUGGCAAGAUCUCCAUUGGUUAUAUUCCCAAUCGACGUGUGGUUGGCUUGAGCAAGCUUGCUCGUAUUGCAGAGAUGUUUGCCCGUCGACUACAAGUUCAAGAAAGACUGACAAAGCAGAUUGCUAGUACAUUGAUGGAAGUAUUGCAACCUCAAGGUGUAGCGGUUGUUAUGGAAGCCAGCCACUUGUGCAUGUGCAUGAGAGGUGUGCAGAAACCUGGCAGUUCUACUAUGACCAGCUGCAUGUUGGGAGUGUUCAGGAACAAUCCAAAGACAAGAGAGGAAUUCUUGUCUCUGAUUAGGAACUGAUUCCUGCGACACUAAGCCAGCGAUAAACAGGACACUUGUUCAACAGAAUUGUACCAUAUUGUUUUUAUAUUCUCCUGUAUCACAUUAACACUUGCCUUGGUUAUACUUUCUAGACUGAAUUUUAUUUCUUUUCCCUUAUUUUGUACCCAAAAUUCGGCUCCACUCCAAAUAGCGCCUUCUCUCUCUC
This is a messenger RNA of Umbelopsis ramanniana AG, 960 nucleotides long. RefSeq lists its product as uncharacterized. Gene Ontology annotation, cellular component: cytoplasm. Bases 60 to 773 code for a protein of 237 amino acids. NCBI's taxonomy places the organism in Eukaryota, Fungi, Mucoromycota, Umbelopsidomycetes, Umbelopsidales, Umbelopsidaceae. The transcript has 6 exons. The record is from RefSeq and is a predicted model, not a curated record. Gene Ontology annotation, molecular function: zinc ion binding; GTP cyclohydrolase I activity; GTP binding. Gene Ontology annotation, biological process: tetrahydrobiopterin biosynthetic process; tetrahydrofolate biosynthetic process.